This is a messenger RNA of Lutra lutra (Eurasian river otter), 3157 nucleotides long. RefSeq names its product collagen type XXVI alpha 1 chain (gene COL26A1). The transcript has 13 exons. Gene Ontology annotation, molecular function: protein binding. The coding region runs from base 478 to 1800 and encodes 440 amino acids. The record is from RefSeq and is a predicted model, not a curated record. Lineage: Eukaryota; Metazoa; Chordata; Mammalia; Carnivora; Mustelidae.
CCUCUGAAAAAUGGGACCGGUGCCAUCUAACACAGAGGACAAUGCUGUGGGGAUUAAACAACUUUACCCAGGGGAAAUCGCCAGGCAUGGAGUGGGUGCCCCACGAGCGUUUGCGGACCCGAACAGGGCUCGGUCGGGAAGGUUCUAAAGAGCGUGUUCGCGAGGACGCAGGACCCCCCAGGCCUGCAGCCACUGGCGCCUCCUCGGCCGCGGACCGCCGAGGGUUAAUGAAAAAGCCCCACGCCCCCUUUGACAGCGCUGAGCCCACCUCGCCGAAUUUGAAAAGGCGGCCCUGGUGAGGCGUGGGCGCUCCCGCCCCCCCCCCCCCCCCAAACUUCCAACUCCCGGCCGGGCUCCGCUCGCUCGCCGGCUCCGUCGUUCUGCUCCCGGCGGGGGCCGCGGGUUCGGUCCGGCCGCCGGUGCGCUCCCGCCUGUCCUCCCGCCCGGGCUCCGGGCCCCCGCGGGCGGCCGCGCAAGAUGAAGCUGGCUCUCCUCCUGCCCUGGGCGUGCUGCUGCCUCUGCGGGUCGGCGCUGGCCACCGGCUUCCUGUACCCCUUCCCGGCCGCAGCCCUGCAGCAGCACGGCUACCCCGAGCCGGCCUCCGGCUCCCCCGGCAGCGGCUACGGGAGCCGCCGGCACUGGUGCCAUCACACGGUGACGCGGACAGUGUCCUGCCAGGUGCAGAACGGCUCGGAGACAGUGGUCCAGCGUGUGUACCAGAGCUGCCGAUGGCCCGGGCCCUGUGCCAACCUCGUGAGUUACAGGACUCUGAUCAGACCCACAUACAGAGUGUCCUACCGCACGGUGACGGCGCUGGAGUGGAGAUGCUGUCCUGGCUUCACCGGGAGCAACUGCGAGGAGGAAUGCAUGAACUGUACCCGGCUCAGUGACAUGAGUGAGCGGCUAACCACACUGGAGGCCAAGGUUCUCCUGCUGGAAGCCGCAGAGCAGCCCGCAGGCCCGGGCAAUGACUUGCCAGUCCCCCCGAGCACCGUCCCACCCUGGAAUGAGGACUUCCUUCCAGAUGCCAUCCCCCUCGCCCACCCAGGGCCCCGCAGGAGAAGGCCCACGGGCCCAGCUGGGCCCCCGGGGCAGACGGGACCGCCAGGGCCUGCAGGUCCCCCAGGCUCCAAAGGUGACCGGGGCCAGGCAGGAGAGAAGGGCCCAGCAGGGCCUCCUGGCCACUUGGGGCCACCAGGGCCCCGCGGGCUUCCUGGAGAGACGGGGCGCCCUGGGCCCCCUGGCCCCCCCGGCCCAGCAGGCAGCCCGGGCUUCCCUCCAAACAGCCCUCAAGGGGUCCUCUACUCCCUGCAGCCACCGACGGACAAGGGCGAUGGAGACUCACAGCUGGCCUCGGCUGCCGUGGACACAGUGCUGGCUGGCGUCCCGGGGCCCCGGGGUCCCCCUGGCCCUCCAGGUCCCCCUGGACCACACGGUCCCCCAGGACCCCCAGGUGUCCCUGGAUCGCAGGGCCUGGCCGGAGAGCGGGGCGUGACGGGACCGGCUGGUGAGCCUGGCGGGAAGGGGCAUGAAGAGGACAAAGCUGCUGCAGAGGGUGAGGGGGUGCAGCAGCUGCGGGAGGCCCUGAAGAUCCUGGCGGAGAGAGUCCUCAUCCUGGAACACAUGAUUGGGAUCCAUGAUCCCCUGGCCUCCCCCGAGGGGGGUUCUGGCCAUGACGCUGCCCUGAGAGCCAGCCUGAAGAUGAAGCGGGGCGGCUCCCCGCCCGACAGCGCCCUCGCUGCCCUGCUCAGCCCUGACCCUGGGCAGAGGAGCGCCGGCCGGGCCAGCGGUGGCAAGUAAGAGGCCAGCUCUCCAGGACAAGCCCCAGCCCCGCCGGAGACCUGGCCUUGAGGCCCGUGUGGCCCUGCUGGCUCCUGAAGACCCACCAAGGGGCCCUGCACUCCAGGCACGGACGAUCACAAGAGACACUGGCUCCUGGGGUCUGGGGGGGUGCUUGGGGACAGAUGGCAGCUCCAGAGGCAGGGUCCAGAGGGCCCCAGCACUCUUGGCAGGGCCCUUUCCUGGUCCCUGCCCUCCCCACCCUCACCUUCUGCAGGAGACGGGGUCUGGGGGGGCUGGGCGGGGCAUGAGAAUAACCCUAAUACUCAUCAUUUACUGAGUCUGGGCCUGUCCAAGGAGCUUUCCCUGCAUUGUCUCAUUUAACCCUUAGGAGGUAGGCUUGAUAUCCCCACUUUCCCUGGGAGGAUGGAGGCCUAGAGAGUAUGAAUAACCUGCCGAGGCCACGGGACCAGGGACAGCUGGGACAGGAUUUGAACCCAGGCCUCCUGGAUCCUUAACGCUCUACCUGCCAGCUUCCUGUCUUUGCAGAGAAACUCAGGCUGGGCACAGGGCUGUGGGAGAGGCUGGACCAGCCAGCAGGGAAGGAAGGCAGGGUCCUGGGUCUUCUUCCUCAAUCCCUGUCCCCAGGCUUGGGGUCUGCUGCAGGGUCUGGCAGCGCCAGGGACACCCUGAAUAAACCCAGGACUUGGGGAUAUUGAGAGAGGAGCACUGGGGUGGCAGGGGCCUUCCUACCAAACCGGCAUUGCCCACCGCUGCCUCCUGGCCUCUGGACCCAGCCAGCCCAGCAGGGCCCUCCUGCCCAUGAGUUGAGAGGAGGAAGUAGUUACUGGGCCGGUGCACCCCGAGGAGGCCAUCGCUGGUAGCUCUGCCCUGUCUGGGAAUCUCUAGGGCUGGCCAUAUCUGGGUCACACGGCAAGUCCCACGUCCCCUUGACCAGCUAGAGACAAGAAAGCUGCCCGAGUCCCAGGCCCCGUUGGAAAGAUGCUGUCUCCUUAGGGCUGUGGGCCCAGGCAGACUCCACAGCAGACACCCGGGCCCGGGGAUCCCAGAGCAGCUCAAACCACAGGCCUCUUGGGCCAUGGGCUCCCCUGUGACCCGGCCUGGCCCUGGUGCUCCUCUCUUACUGGGCCAGGACCCAGUCUCAGUAGCAGGCUCGGAGGUUUUGGUGCCACCCCAGGUCAUGUCUCCCCUCAGGACUGGAGCCAUCUGUCCCCAGUGUCCUUGGGGCUCUUGGGAGGUUGUGGCCAGGCCCCGGUAAGCUCCCCCUGCCCUGUGUGAGGCAGGACUGGCCUGGGGGCCGAGGGGCCGCAGUCAGAGGCCGGUGGGAAGUCUAGAAUGCUCUGACAAUAAAGGUGCU